GAGCUAAGCAUGACACUAGCACUUAGCUGGUAAGUAGCUACUAAACCAAUCCCGAUCCAGUAUGGGCUGGUUGAAAAGGGUGGACCAACAAUCGACCGUCAAGCCACAAUCCUGAUAACACGCUCAACUGCGGCUCCUAAACAUCCAACAAACACGCCCUGUUGGAAUCCCGGUUCUCCCUAUAGUCUUGGAAUUUCGCCAACACCGCCGCUUGUUUCAUCCCUACAUACCAAAUUACAUCAGACAGAUAUCUUCCUCCCUGACUAUCACACCUACAAUGGCUGUCGAGACUGCUCCUACAUCCUCGCCUGUCCCCAUCGCGGACCUCACCAAGAUUGCCUCCGAGGCAUGUGACUCCGCUCUGAACGGUGUCGAGGGCUAUGACCACGCCAAGGUCGGCGAAUGGAACUCUCAGAUCAUUAACACCAUCCUCAAAGCUCUCAUCAGCGCUACCGCCCCAUCUACUCCCUCGGCAGCCGCCCCCUAUCGGUUCACCGUGAACAGCACCAUCGUGCAACAAGGCCUGAUCGACAAGUCUGCCGCCGCAGAGGGUGCUGCCAGCAACACCGGCAAGCGCGGUAUGCACUCCGCCUCCGGCGCCUUCUGGGAUGUCAACCGCGAUGGGAUGUGGACAUUCAAGUACCCCGGUGCUGAUGAGCGGGGCUUGGAUAUCGUCGUGAGUGUAACAUGGUUCGCCGUCAAUUAAAUCCAAGCAUAUCAACUUGUACGGGGUUAAAGGAAAGAUAAAACGGUUCCUGAUAUGUUUGGUGGUUUUGGUUGAUUCUUAGAGAUCCAUGGUCGUUAUUUUACGAUUUAUUCUUCACUCUAUUAUUUUAGUAUUAUUAUUUUUCGAUUUGCUUUGGGAGCAAGGAGCAACGAGCCAGAUAAGGGUUUCUGUCCUAUCAUUUGUUGGUAUGAUGUUUUUCUCGGGUGAGCCUUAUACCUUGUGUGUUUCUGAUCGUAUCGACACAUCUGUAGGGGAAUAUACAAAGAACUUGUACAGACAGACUAUUAUACGUAUAUUCU
Messenger RNA from Aspergillus caelatus, 1026 nucleotides. Its product is annotated as dynein light chain Tctex-type family protein. Gene Ontology annotation, biological process: microtubule-based movement. The transcript is spliced from 5 exons. Gene Ontology annotation, molecular function: dynein intermediate chain binding. The record is from RefSeq and is a predicted model, not a curated record. Lineage: Eukaryota; Fungi; Ascomycota; Eurotiomycetes; Eurotiales; Aspergillaceae. Bases 278 to 706 code for a protein of 142 amino acids. Gene Ontology annotation, cellular component: cytoplasm; cytoplasmic dynein complex.